Messenger RNA from Hydractinia symbiolongicarpus, 1947 nucleotides. RefSeq names its product peptidase M20 domain-containing protein 2-like. Gene Ontology annotation, molecular function: dipeptidase activity. The coding region runs from base 48 to 1214 and encodes 388 amino acids. Lineage: Eukaryota; Metazoa; Cnidaria; Hydrozoa; Anthoathecata; Hydractiniidae. The transcript is spliced from 4 exons. The record is from RefSeq and is a predicted model, not a curated record.
UACAUUUAAUGACUAUUUGUUUGUUAGUAGUGUUUGCAUAAUUAAAUAUGGAACAGUUAAAAUAUUUGGCCAUAGAGACUAUAAAUAAGCGAGCAUCUGACCUAUCUGAUAUAAGUCGACAAAUUUGGGAAAAUCCUGAACUUGCAUACAAGGAAUUUGCAGCUCAUGAACUACUAACAACAUUUUUGGAGAAAGAAGGAUUUAAUGUUUCAAAGAAGACACCAUUAGAAACUUCUUUUAUUGCAAGAUAUGGAAAUUCAGAAGGUUUAAAGAUUGGUAUUUUAUGUGAGUAUGAUGCAUUACCUGGAGUGGGUCAUGCUUGUGGACAUAAUUUGAUUGCAGAAGCUGGUAUUGGUGCAGCACUAGGAAUACAAUCUGUUUUAAAAUCUCAAGAAGAACACGCGAUUGCACAACUUAUUGUUUAUGGCACACCUGCUGAGGAGGGUGGUGGAGGGAAGGCUAUGAUGAUUGAAAAGGGUGCAUUUGAUGAAGUUGGCAUCUGCAUGAUGUGUCAUCCAUGUCCUGCUGAAGUGCCAAUUCCAAGAUGUCUUGCUUUGGCCCAAUUGACAAUUUUGUUUCAUGGUAAAACAUCUCAUGCAGCUGCUGCACCCUGGGAAGGCAUUAAUGCAUUGGAUGCUGCUGUUGCGUGUUAUAACAAAUUAAGUAUGUUGAGACAACAAAUAAAACCAGAUGCGCGUUUACAUGCUAUUAUUGUCGAUGGUGGGAAAAAACCUAACAUUAUCACUGAACGUGCUGAGAUGGAUGUGUACAUCCGCGAAUUGACGGAAAAAGAUGCUCUUUUGUUAAAGAAGAAAGUGCAGAAUUGUGCUAAAGGAGCAGCCGUAGCUACAGGUUGUGAAGUGGAGAUGAAAGAAACAGAGCCAUUUUACUCCGCUGUGAAGACCAACAAGACACUUAUAGAUUUAUACAUGAACAACGCGAAAUCGUUGGGAGUUGUUUUUAACGAACUGACUGUAUUGCGUGGUUCCACAGACAUGGGAAAUGUAUCUCAGAUUAAACCUUCGAUUCAUCCAUUCUUUAAAAUCGCUUGCGAAAGCUCCAAUCACACGCAAGCGUUCACAACAGCUUCCAUACAACCAGAAAACCAGCAACCUACACUGAAUUCUGCUAAAAGUAUGGCGAUGACUGCUGUUGACGUACUAUGUAAUCAAAAGCUUGUUGCUCAAAUCAAGAAAGAUUUCAACAAUAGUUAACUAUAUGAGCAGUAGUAGUAAAGCUAGAUCCAGUAAUGAUUUUUUCCCCUGCUGCACCUAAAUUUGAUGACGAGAAUGUGACAAGAAUGGUAAUUCUACUGUCUUCUCACACAAAACGAAAUCGUUUUUGGCAAUUUGUUAUUUAGGCAAGAUUCAGCUUACCUUAUUGGCCUUAAGGCCAGCCCCUUUUACCCCGAACUUACAUUUUGGCCUUUUUAGCCCAAAUAAUACGCGAUUCGUGUGACAAUUGCAAUAUUUUGGUUGAUAUUAUGUUCCAGAUGUUGUGUUUACACCUUCUCAUGCUUUGUCAUAUGGAUAAUGAUAAAGAAAAAUAUAUUCGUAGCCAAUCUACUUGGAUUAACUUGAAAAUUUACAUUUUCAAGUUAAUCCAAGGUUCUAAGGGUAAAAUAAAAACUUGAUAUUGAGUGGUCGCCCUUUAUCCAUAAGUAUGUGCUCAAUAAUAAUAAAAAAUUUUCCUUAUAUUUUUAAAAUUUCCACCUUUUUUACGCCGGCCUAAAAUAUGACGCUCAGGGCCUCUCCAUAUAUUUAUCUGUACUCUGUUGUGUGUAUCAUUGAGUGUUUUCAUACCACAUUUUGUAUUGUAUACUACUUUACCCAUUCAUGUAUCAAAUUUUACGAAUUUUGAACAAAUUUGCGAAAGUUGGUGCACGGUAUGUACCAUUUUUAAUUUAGUUAUAUUUCUAUCUUUUAUAUUAUAUAUUAUAUAUGUUCA